Trichoplusia ni (cabbage looper) is the source of this 1126-nucleotide messenger RNA. RefSeq names its product invertebrate-type lysozyme 3-like. The record is from RefSeq and is a predicted model, not a curated record. Gene Ontology annotation, molecular function: lysozyme activity. The coding region runs from base 83 to 574 and encodes 163 amino acids. The transcript has 4 exons. NCBI's taxonomy places the organism in Eukaryota, Metazoa, Arthropoda, Insecta, Lepidoptera, Noctuidae.
GUUCAAUGCCAGUCGGGAUCUGAACGCGAGAGACGCUACAUUAAUUUAAUUUAUUUUAUAGUUUUUUUUUUAAACAGCCACAAUGGCGUCUGCCGUGAUUAAGUUUAGUGCCAUAUUGUUUUUUGUUGCUGUGUGCGCUGCUGAUGUUUCGGAAUUUGCCGGUGGACCUCCACCAGUGACGGAGGUAUGCCUGGGCUGCAUCUGCCAGGCCACAUCGGGAUGUAAGAAAGGCCUGACCUGCGAGGGAGACGCGUGCGGCCUGUUCCGCAUCACCUGGGCCUACUGGGCUGAUGCCGGCAAGCCCACCAUCAGAGGACAGUCGCCUGAUGACCCAGAUGCAUACCCGAACUGCACCAACGACCCUUACUGCGCGGCUCUCGCUGUCCAGGGUUACAUGAGGAAGUUCGCUCAGGACUGCAACGGUGACGGUCAAAUCGACUGCUACGACUACAUGGCGAUCCACAAGAAGGGUGGAUACGGAUGUGUCGGGGAGCUUCCCUUCAACUAUGUGAACGUGUUCAACCAGUGCGUCGGCCGCCGUCGCCAGAUACGGAGGCUAACUCACUCGAACUAAACGGACGGGAAGUGGCUUUAAAGGGUUAAUAGCCAUAUGCAAGAACUAUAAAUCAAAAUAAAAAAAUCAAAUCAUUUAUUCAAAUUAGGCUACUAACUAGCACUUUCUAUAGGUCAGAUUACAUUGGACAGCACCCAGUUUCGCCCACCCUUCACCGCUUCCUAAGUGCUUUGCAUAAAUGGCAAAAUGUCUCUUUAGCUGUUAAGACUCCUUAAUGGACUCCCAUCUGUUGCUCCAAGCUGAUCCCCAUACUUCUUUUGUGAAGUCUUAGAGACAAAUAGAUAUCUUAACAACACUUACCAAGUACAAUUCUUGCAUAUGGUUAUUAGUUAGGAGAAACGGAACUACACGGCAAGAUUAAAAUAUCCAAGAAUAUCUGCUUUUUCUGAUUUCUUUUCUGCCCAUGUCACCAUCCCGAAGACCAGAAUAUCCCUUAAUGAAUUGAGUAGUUAGUAUAGGUAACUAUAAGAAUAACCAGCGUUAAGCAUCAGACAUUGUAUUUAUAUUUUUCUAAAAAAAAAAAACAAUAAAAUGAACUAGUCUUUAGGAUUA